Magallana angulata is the source of this 2007-nucleotide messenger RNA. Its product is annotated as battenin-like. NCBI's taxonomy places the organism in Eukaryota, Metazoa, Mollusca, Bivalvia, Ostreida, Ostreidae. Gene Ontology annotation, cellular component: lysosome; membrane. Gene Ontology annotation, biological process: regulation of intracellular pH; lysosome organization. The record is from RefSeq and is a predicted model, not a curated record. The transcript is spliced from 15 exons. The coding region runs from base 127 to 1359 and encodes 410 amino acids.
CUCGUCUCCAGUUUCGCCCUGGCAUUGUUUUUGUUUUUCUUCUCUCUUUUCUAUUCUCUUCUAUUCUGCUUACUUUUUGUGGUACCAAUGUCGCUUUCUGAAUUGUUACAGUAAGCUGUUUCUCAGAUGAUUUCUGAAAAAUGGAGAAACCUUAUUGGUUUCUGGAUUCUAGGGCUGUGCAAUAACUUUGCCUAUGUGAUUAUGUUGAGUGCGGCACAUGACAUCUUAAAAGACCAGGAACAGAAAGAUCACGUAGGAAGUCACAAUACUACAACAACCCCAGCUCCUGUCAAUGAGUCCUACCUGGAAUGUAAUGAAAUUUCUACAGGGGCGAUAUUAUUGGCCGAUAUUUUACCCACACUAAUUAUAAAGCUGACAGCACCUUUCUUUAUUCUGCACCUCAGCUACAAAAUACGCGUUUUGACCUGUGUGCUGUUUUCACUGGCAAGUUUUCUGGUAGUGUCUUAUUCUACAGGAAUAUGGAUGAGCAUCAUAGGAGUGGUUUGUGCCAGCAUCAGUGGUGGUCUAGGGGAAACAACUUAUUUUGCAUUCUCUUCCUUUUUUGAAAAGAAUGUUAUAUCAGCGUACUCGUCAGGAACUGGGGGCGCUGGGAUAUUUGGUGCUCUAUCGUAUGCUGGUGUGACGUCGGCCGGUCUGUCGCCUAGAAAGACGUUACUUGUGAUGACUAUCAUACCUGCCCUCAUGUUUAUCAGCUUCUUUAUUGUGAUAAAGAAACCUAGACAGUUCUAUCAAAAAGAAUACAUUGUCAAAUACAGUGAGGACACCAGUAGUCUGCUGAAAGAAUCAGAAGAUGCAGAUGAUAAAAUAAAAGGAAGAUUAACAUUGAAAGAAAAAUUACUCCUUUUAAAACCACUGAUGAAAUACAUGAUACCUCUGUGUUUAGUGUACAUCGCUGAAUACUUUAUCAAUCAAGGAUUAUAUGAACUUCUGUAUUUUAAUCACAUUUGGCUCUCGGAGAAAGAACAGUAUAGAUGGUAUCAAGUGGAUUACCAGUUAGGCGUGUUCGUCUCCAGGUCAUCUGUCAAUGUGUUCAAAAUCAACAAACUGUGGACUCUUCCAGUGUUACAGUGUGUUAAUGUUGCAAUACUCACAGCCCAAGUCUUUCUGCGGUUCAUCCCCAAUAUCUGGAUCAUCUUCGCCCUUGUCCUGUUUGAGGGACUUUUGGGGGGAGCCGCCUUUGUCAAUACGUUCUACAAGAUCUCAGAGGAUAUUGAGGCAGAAUUCAAGGAAUUUAGCCUGUCAGCUGCUACCAUUGCUGACUCCGUGGGAAUUUCUAUCGCCGGUGCGAUCUCCAUUCCAGCUCACAACCGUAUAUGUUCACUCAAUCUGAAAAUGUGAAUGUCUCCUGUAUUGUGUAAAAAUGAUGACUGUAUGGACAUUCUCCAACGCUUUGUUUGUUCUAACCAUAAUUAAUUUCUAUAUACUUAAAAGACAACAAGUAUUUUAAUUUGAUGGCAUAUAAUUUUUUUCGAAUGUCAUGUUAGCUUGUCUGCCCUUCUCUUCUCCUUUCUAUACCCUGAAAGGGAUACUACAUGCACUAAUAUAUGCUGGAAUUUUAAAUAGUCUGUGAUGAAAUGUCAAUAUUUCUCUUAAACAUAAAGGUUAAGUUGCUAUGAAUAUUCAAAGGCUUGUGUGUGUGUUGCUAAGUUGCUAAAAUGUAUGAAAUAAUUUUGAAUAAUGAUUACUUGUUAAAUGGAUAUUUACUCUUGAAAUAUUUAUGCAGCAUAUAAGCUCCAAAUGCGAAAUACAUAAUAUUUGACUCUAUAUUAAGAAAGAUAACUCUUUGCAGAAUUAAUGACUAAUUUAUAGAGAAUGUUUUAACAUUGAUCUGUGCAAUUAUCUGUGUAACAACUUUUAAAAACUUUGUCUUAAAUUGUCAGAAUAAAACGUUUACUGUACAUUCAAAUGGAUUAUUAAAUCCAACAUGUUCAUCAAAUUUAGGUAGCAAGGUCCUGUAUUUUUGAGAAUAGAAAAUGUAGUUAUAAA